UCAGAGUCUGCCCAGACCCAGAGGAUGGAGGUCUCGCCCCGAACCCUCCUCCUGCUGCUCUCGGGGGUCCUGGCCCUGACCGAGACCUGGGCGGGUGAGUGCGGGGUCGGGAGGGAAGCGGCGUCUGCGGGGAGGAGCGAGAGGACCGCCCGGCGGGGGCGCAGGACCCGGGCGCCGCGCGGGGAGGAGGGUCGGCCGGGUCUCAGCCCCUCCCCGCCCCCAGGCUCCCACUCCAUGAGGUAUUUUUCCACCGCCGUGUCCCGGCCCGGCCGCGGGGAGCCCCGGUACAUCUCCGUCGGCUACGUGGACGACACGCAGUUCGUGCGGUUCGACAGCGACGCCGAGAAUCCGAGGAUGGAGCCGCGGGCGCCGUGGGUGGAGCAGGAGGGGCCGGAGUAUUGGGACCGGGAGACACGGAACGCCAAGGACGCCGCACAGACUUUCCGAGUGAGCCUGCGGACCCUGCGCGGCUACUACAACCAGAGCGAGGCCGGGUCUCACACUAUCCAGUGGAUGUCUGGCUGCGACGUGGGGCCGGACGGUCGCCUCCUCCGCGGGUACCGGCAGUUCGCCUACGACGGCGCCGACUACAUCGCCCUGAACGAGGACCUGCGCUCCUGGACCGCGGCGGACACGGCGGCUGAGAUCACCAAGCGCAAGUGGGAGGCGGCCGGUGCGGCGGAGCACCACAGGGCCUACCUGGAGGGAAGGUGCGUGGACUGGCUGCGCAGAUACCUGGAGCGCGGGAAGGACACGCUGCAGCGCGCGGACCCCCCAAAGACACACGUGACCCACCACCCCGUCUCUGACCGUGAGGCCACCCUGAGGUGCUGGGCGCUGGGCUUCUACCCUGCGGAGAUCACACUGACCUGGCAGCGGGAUGGGGAGGACCAGACCCAGGACACCGAGCUUGUGGAGACCAGGCCUGCAGGGGAUGGAACCUUCCAGAAGUGGGCGGCUGUGGUGGUGCCUUCUGGAGAGGAGCAGAAAUACAUGUGCCAUGUGCAGCACGAGGGGCUGCCGGAGCCCCUCACCCUGAGAUGGGAGCCGCCUUCCCAGCCCAGCGUCCCCAUGGUGGGCAUCGUUGCUGGCCUGGUCCUCCUUGGAGCUGUGCUCACUGGAGUUGUCAUCGCUGUGAUGUGGAGGAAGAAGAGCUCAGGUGGAAAAGGAGGGAGCUAUGCUCAGGCUGCCUGCAGCGACAGUGCUCAGGGCUAGAUGAGAGUCUCACGGCUCGUAAAGUGUGAGACAGCUGCCUGUGUGGGACUGAGCGAUGCAGGAUUUGUUCACGCCUCCCCUUUGUGGCUUCAGGAGCCUCUGACUUCUCUAUCUGCAAAGGCCUCUGAAUGACUCUGUGUCCCUGUUCCCGUAAUGUGAUGGGGUGGAGAGGCCAGCCCACCCCUGUGUCCUGUCCCCUCUGCCACACUGAUGUGUGCCCUCUGCCCAGUCAUGUUUCCUGUCCCAGCGAGGAAGGACUGGGACGUCUCCAUCCCUGUCUCAACGUCAUGGUGCGCUGAGCUACUUCCCUACUGAAAAUAAGAAUUGAAUAUAAAUUUAUUUUCUCAAAUUCUUGUAAUGAGAGGUUGAUGGGUUAAUUAAAGGAGGAAUUUCCUAAACUUUGAGAGUGGAAAUAAAUGGAAGACCUGAGAA
Molecule: messenger RNA, 1647 nt
Organism: Propithecus coquereli (Coquerel's sifaka)
Lineage: Eukaryota; Metazoa; Chordata; Mammalia; Primates; Indriidae
Product: HLA class I histocompatibility antigen, A-11 alpha chain-like
Exons: 7
Coding region: 25-1215 (396 amino acids)
Biological process (GO): antigen processing and presentation of endogenous peptide antigen via MHC class Ib; immune response; positive regulation of T cell mediated cytotoxicity
Cellular component (GO): external side of plasma membrane
Molecular function (GO): peptide antigen binding; signaling receptor binding
Source: RefSeq, a predicted model, not a curated record